Drepanopeziza brunnea f. sp. 'multigermtubi' MB_m1 is the source of this 981-nucleotide messenger RNA. RefSeq lists its product as uncharacterized. Gene Ontology annotation, cellular component: cytoplasm; nucleoplasm. The record is from RefSeq and is a predicted model, not a curated record. NCBI's taxonomy places the organism in Eukaryota, Fungi, Ascomycota, Leotiomycetes, Helotiales, Drepanopezizaceae. Gene Ontology annotation, biological process: dephosphorylation; negative regulation of SCF-dependent proteasomal ubiquitin-dependent catabolic process; regulation of ERK1 and ERK2 cascade. Gene Ontology annotation, molecular function: protein tyrosine/serine/threonine phosphatase activity; F-box domain binding.
AUGUCGACAGGCGACCCCCGACAAUUUUACACCCUGACGACCGCCCAAGGACCUGAACCAAAAAUAGGGGGUAUUUCCUAUAUGGCCGGAGCUCAGGCGGCGACUGAUUACUGCUACCGGGCCCCGUCUCCACCCCAUAUCAGUGUACCACAACCGCAGGACGACUCGUUUUGUAUCCAGCUGGCCCCUUCUUUCCAAACCGCCGGUCGCGACGCUGAUGAGAACGCUAUCCUACAUACAAUCAUAUCCAGCUACGCCCUCCAAGAUCUUCACAUCCCGAUGCGCGAAUGGGAUUACCUGAUGCGCAGAAAGUCACAAUCGAUCCUUAGUUUCCUACAGCUCGGCCCCUCAAGCGCCACCCGCGACCUUGAGAACUUGCGGAAGGAUGGCGUCACUAUGCUGCUCGUCAUCCGCAACACUUCCAGCGCCCAGGCCCGCCUGCUAAGCGGUGACAAGUCCGCGCGCGCCCUCGGCAUUGAAUCCUGCGCCGUAGACGUAGCUAGCAACAGCGAGCUGAUCGCCGCGUUCCCCCGCGCCACCAAGAUCAUUAACGACCACCUCAUUGCGCGAUACCGCAUGCUAGCCGCCGACACGUACGGCGCAGUGCCGAUGCCGUGCGGCAAAGUCCUCGUCUUCUGCGAGUCGGGCAAUGAGCGCUCGGCGGCCUUUGUGGUGGCGUACAUCAUGGCUAUGCUCGGCUUGGACAUGGUAAAGGCGAUGCAAUACGUCCAGGCGCUGCGCUUCUGCACGGCGUUCGACGAUGGGCUGAAGAACUUGCUGCUGAGCUAUCAUGACAUCCUGGUGGCGCAGAGAUCAAUUUGGGAAGAUGGGGCGUUGUCUUUGCAGCAGGAUCAGCAGGUGACAUCGCGUUCGAAGAGGAGUCGUGAUGAGGUUGAGGAUAAGGAUGAGAAUCUUGAAAUGGGCCAGGUAGACGACAGAGCGCGGUUUGAGGGACGAAAACCGUUUGCUCCGUUCCAGUAG